CCAGUCGGUUCCCGGGCCCAAAUUAUUCUAUUGCACGUCUGAGAACUUGAAGUGGGAUCACAGGACUCCCAGGACUCACGGGAGCGUGGAGGCGCAGUUCAGGGAGGUUCCGCUGGUCAGUAUCGCCUCCAGGCCAUUUCGCGAGCAGCCGCGAAUGGGAUUUUUCUGGCCUACGUGCCAGGCGUCCCUGAGACACCCUUGAAGCUCCCGCUGCUUCGUUCUUGCCGCCCAGCCCCCUGCGGUCGCCACGUUGAGGCCGGUGCCCAGUGCUUGCUGAUCAAGCCUUUUCUAUUUAUCGUUUGACAAGCCACCGCUCUCCCCGCCCCCCCGACGAAAGGUAGAGGAGAAAUAGGUCAACUAGUAGUUGGCGACCGAAGUGACCUCCCUUGUUUAAACGAAGUAUACACAGCGAGCUUUUUGCAGAGAACCUGGAAGAGAAGGCCCAGGGUGCGGGUCGUGGAGCAUCCAGCCCAGCCUCCCACUGUUUCCUGUGGGUCGUGUCCGAGGCUGGCAGGGUUAGGAACCUCAGAGCAGAUACGGUGCACUCAUCUUUUGCUACGGGCCCAAGACAAUAUGAUGGAACAUUCUAUGAAUUUUGUACUUAUUACUUUAAGCCCUCAAAGAUGAAUGAGUUUCUGGAAAACCUUAAGAAAAACAUACAUCUUCGGACAGCUCACUCUGAAUUGGUUGGAUCCUGGAGUGUAGAAUUUGGAGGCAAAAUGAAUAAAGUGUUUCAUAUUUGGAAGUAUGAUAAUUUUGCUCACCGAACUGAAGUUCGGAAAGCCCUGGCCAAAAAUAAAGAUUGGCAACAAUUUCUCAUUCCAAAUCUGGCUCUCAUAGAUGAACAAGAGUUUGAGAUUACUUACCUGGUGCCAUGGUGCAAAUUAGAAAAGCCUGCAAAAGAAGGAGUCUAUGAGCUGGUUAUUUUUCAGAUGAAACCAGGUGGGCCAGCUCUGUGGGGUGACGCAUUUAGAAGGGCACUUAACGCCCAUGUGGAUCUAGGCUACUCAAAACUAGUCGGAGUUUUCCACACUGAAUAUGGAGCACUCAACAGAGUUCAUGUUCUUUGGUGGAAUGAGAGUGCAGACAGUCGUGCAGCUGGGAGACAUCAGUCUCAUGAGGAUCCCAGAGUUGUGGCAGCUGUUCGGGAGAGUGUCAAUUACCUCGUGUCUCAACAGAAUAUGCUUCUGCUUCCUACGUCAUUUUCACCUUUGAAAUAGUUUUCCACUGAAAGACAAAGCUUUGCAUUAACUGCUAUAAGGUGUGUCUGCUAAUGGUGCUUAAAUUCUCCCAAGAGAUUCUUUUAUUUGGAAGAUGGUAAGUGAAUUUGCUAGGUCUCUGCACUUUUAAAGCCACCUCUACCUCCUUCAUCUUUUCCUUUCCACUUCAGGAAACAGUUCUGUUCAUUUUCCCCUUGGCAUUUCUGUGUCUGUUACACAUUAGAAAUACUUGCCACUACUUGAGGAUUUUGAUUUUUCAUUUGUUUCGGAAUAUCCCUUGUAAUCUAUUUUGACAACCAGACUCUGCUUUUAUAGCACUUUCUUAAAUUCAAGUGAUGGAGGGUGGGAGGGAGGGGGAGGGUAGGUGAUGGGUAUUGAGGAGGGCACCUGUUGGGAUGAGCACUGGGUAUUGUAUGGAAACCAAUUUGACAAUAAAUUUCAUAUUAAAAAUAAAAUAAAAUAAAAGUUACUUUGAAAAAAAAAAAAGUCACCCACAUAAUCCCAUCUAAAAAAAAAUUCAAGUGAUGAUUUUACAUUUCUGUGGCUGAUAUUUUUAAAUUAUUUGUAUAUAAUAUCUUUUUAUCAUGUCUGUUUUUUUGAACUUUAAAAUCUUUUUUGCCCAGUAGUGUUUAUUUUGUGAUCACAUGGGAUUCCUAAGAAUCUAAGGUCAAACAUGUUUCGUUACUUUGACCAAGUAAUGUCACUAUGUCAUUUUUAUUAAUUACAGUUUUCACAUUAAUUAUGAGUCACUCUAACUUGGAAUAUAAUGUAAUUAGGUCUCAGUGUUAGAAAACUUCAGAAGACUUAUUUUAUGUGCCGAAAUGUGUUCAUUUAUAGUUAAUUUUUGUUCAUUUUGGAUAACUAAGAUAGUUGGAACAGUUCUGUUUUAAAGAGAUCUUUAUGGUUAUGGGAAUGGUUGCCUGAAUAAAAGCCUACAUAUCCAU
Molecule: messenger RNA, 2164 nt
Organism: Acinonyx jubatus (cheetah)
Lineage: Eukaryota; Metazoa; Chordata; Mammalia; Carnivora; Felidae
Product: protein NipSnap homolog 3A-like
Exons: 6
Coding region: 624-1220 (198 amino acids)
Cellular component (GO): mitochondrion
Source: RefSeq, a predicted model, not a curated record